This is a messenger RNA of Plasmodium vinckei vinckei, 1782 nucleotides long. Its product is annotated as thioredoxin-like associated protein 2, putative. The transcript has a single exon. The coding region runs from base 1 to 1782 and encodes 593 amino acids. The record is from RefSeq and is a predicted model, not a curated record. NCBI's taxonomy places the organism in Eukaryota, Apicomplexa, Aconoidasida, Haemosporida, Plasmodiidae.
AUGUACACACGCGGUGGGAUGAAUUAUGAAUACGCCAAUCCAAUGGCGUUUAACAUAAAUAAUAAAAAUAUAGAAAGUAUGUCUCAUGGUGGUUCUCCAACUGUUAGACCAGUUCCAAUAAAUUAUCAAGGUUACACAUCACAAAAUACAAGUGUAGUUUCAUUUAAUAAUCAAAAUAAUAUUAAUAGCAGUGAUAAUUCAAAUUUUUAUAUCCAACGUUAUAAGAAUCCUGAAAAUGCAAAAUCAGCUUUGAAAUAUAGUACUACACAAUAUAUACCAAAAAAUAAAAUAGAUGAAAGAAAUGAAAUGAUAAACAUUCGUAGGCAUCGUAAUUAUAUAAAUGAUAAUAAUGGAAAUAUAAAUAAUCGUUCGAAUCAGAAUUCGGUUGUAUUACCUGCAAAUUAUAGUUCAUAUAAUAGAUUGCCGAUAAAUUCUUAUUAUGCAAAUGGAACAGAUCAUACCACCCAAAACAACGAAAUUAAAUUAACUUAUGAUAAAAUUGAUUCAUUAAAUAAGCAUGAGAAGAUAAACUCUAUGACUACUCCCAAUACUAUGGGAUCCAAUAAUCCAAGUUAUGAUGAAAAACUCCAGAAAACGAAAAAUGUAUAUAUUCAGGAUCCACAGAAAAAUAAUAAUUUUGAGAUAAAAAUGAAAAGAGAUGAAAAAAUUUCCAACUCGAACAAACAAUAUCUUAUCAAAAAAGAAAACGACGAAACAAUGUUAUUAGAUAAUAUAAAUCAUUCAAGAAAUGUAAUAUUUGCAAAAUCUCCAAAAAAUAAUACAAAUUCUCCAAUAUAUGAUACCUUAGAUACAAACAAAAAGUUAAGGAUUCAAAAUCAAUUUGGAAACGAAAGUAGAACACCUGCAAAAAAUGAAAUCGAAUAUAAGGGAAAAAGAGAAAAAGAUCUGUAUAAUAAAGUUAAAGGGGGUAUAGAGAAUAGAAAAGGUGAAUAUUUAUAUAAAGAGAAUAAUGAUAUGGAAGAUACAAAAAAAUUAAAUACAAAAGAAGUACAAAAAUAUAACAAUAUUCCAUUCAAAAAUGAUGAAAAAAAAAGUGAAAGGAAAAUGAAUAUUUUAAAAAACAAAAAAGUGAAUGGACAGAGUAUAGACAACGAUAAGAAGAAACUAGAAUGUAUUGUUUCCAUGAAUUUUAAGGAAGAUGCAUUUGAUUUAAAAAAUGGAUUAAAGGCAUUUAAAAACAUUAUUAUUAUUGAUAGAAAUAAUGUGAUAAAAAAAUGGAAUGGAUAUGAAUGGAUGAAAUUAGAAAAUGAUUUUCAUUUUUUUAUUAAAGCGAGAUAUGAUAAUAAAGGGAAUAUAUGGCUCAUAAACAAUUCAUAUGAAAUCUUAAAAUUAAAAAAUAACAAAUAUAAAAAGUAUGGCAAUAUAGCCAACGAGGAGAUUGUAGACAUAGGCUUUGAUAAAAAAAAUAUUUUAUGGUGUAUAAAUCGUAAGGGGGAUUUGCUUAAAUGGGACAAAACGCAAUGGAAAAGAAUAAAGUAUUCAGGGUUUCAUAAGCUAAUAAGUUUAGCAUUUGACAUUAAGGGGAAUUUAUGGGGUCUUAAUUCGAAGAGAAUAUUAGCACUUUGGAAUACAAAAAAUAAAUGCUGGGAUGAAAAAAUUAUUAAUUCAGAACUAAAAAUAUCUUCUUUGGAUUUUGAUAAGGAUGGAAAAAUAUGGGCAAUUUCAAAUAAUGGCGCGUUAUUAACAUAUGUAUCUAACCAAUGGAUAAACUUUGGAUAUGUAUGCUUAGAUGAGUUAAUUUCUAUCAGCUUUAGGAUGUAA